AUGACAAAGGGUACCCGCUUCCUUACCCUCGCCAUCCCCGUACUCUUCAUCUACAUCUUGGCCCUCUAUCAGAUCAUCCCUGUUCCUCUCCUUUCUUCCCAGUCAGCAGAAGCGGUUCUUCCCGUUCUUCCAUGGUGGCUCCUCGUCUCUUUCGGGUCGUACUCGCUCUCGUCUCUCGGCCUGGGGCUUGUGAGAUUUCACGAUACGCCAGAGGCAUACGAGUCGUUACUCGGGGAGAUCUCUCAGGCAAAGAAUGAGCUGAGGAAUGCGGGGGUUGCUGUUGAUUAG
Messenger RNA from Cryptococcus wingfieldii CBS 7118, 288 nucleotides. Its product is annotated as dolichyl-phosphate mannosyltransferase polypeptide 3. Gene Ontology annotation, biological process: GPI anchor biosynthetic process. The transcript has 2 exons. Gene Ontology annotation, cellular component: dolichol-phosphate-mannose synthase complex; endoplasmic reticulum membrane. Bases 1 to 288 code for a protein of 95 amino acids. Lineage: Eukaryota; Fungi; Basidiomycota; Tremellomycetes; Tremellales; Cryptococcaceae. The record is from RefSeq and is a predicted model, not a curated record.